Anthostomella pinea is the source of this 360-nucleotide messenger RNA. Lineage: Eukaryota; Fungi; Ascomycota; Sordariomycetes; Xylariales; Xylariaceae. The record is from the annotation of a GenBank genome assembly.
AUGCCCUUCUUUCCGUCCGCUGCCAUGGCUUCUUCGCAGCUGUCGCCGCCGUUCCGUGUCGAGCACCAGUUAAAGUUGGACCUACAUAAGGACCUAGGCUCGUCCCGUCCUGCCCACCAUUUGCCAGGGUAUCCCCACAUCGCGCUGGACGACCGGCACCGCAUCUGGGGUUUUCUCGACGAGGAAUUCUGCUCGGACGAUCUAGACAAGAUGGCUGACAGGCUUUGGUGGAUGACUAAGCAGGACAGCGCAAGCAUCUCCCCCCUCCAUCGGCGGCAACGGGUCAAACGGCGAGCGGUCCGUUACGAGUCCGACUUUCUCCAUCGCGCAAGAACCCAACCUGCAGCUCCUACCAAGUGA